UUCAGUCACAAGACUUUUUUUGGACAGUUAGAGGGGUUUGCCCUGACACAACAGACGGGCAGCAGAAAGCUGCAGAUGGGCAGAUUCUGAGAGAUCAGAGAGAAGUAAAAGAGAGAAGAAAGAGAAAGCAGACCAACUCAAAAGACUAUAAGGGGAGCAAGGUUGGCCGCUGUCUGUUUCCUUCUCUUAAUCCUUAAAUCUUCUGUAAUCAGGAUGAGAGGAAGAGAGCACGUUGGCUGACUUAGGACAGCAGAGUCUAUGUUGGGACCUGGCUGAUGAGGCAACCUUACUGGGCACUAGUAGAAAUGGAGGGAGGGGAAAAGCUGGAGCUGCAGUCAGUUUUGGGAAACUUAGCCUUAACCAGGUUCUGCUAAGCGUCAGCGAGAAGAGUGGAAAUCCAGGAUGGUUUAACUGUCAAGAGGAAGUAAGAAACCAAAGGAAAAAAAAAAAAAGAAAAAAGAAGAGGACUAACUCAUGGCCGGACUGUUUUCAGAUAAGGGGUCUCUGCUGCAGGCCUGACACCCAGGUGUGACCAGAGUCAGCGGGGGUUCCAAUGGCUACUGCAAAUGAUGACCCACACCUGGGCAGUGGCCCAUCUGACGACUCAGAGAUCCUCCUGGAUGACUCUGACUCGGGCAGUGUGCUUUCAGAUGACUCAGUGCUUCCCAUCUAUGAAAGGGACGGAAAAUCAACAGAGCCGGCUAAAACACUGUACGAGGCCUGUGCCAAGAAUGACGCUGCAUCCCUGCGCAGCAUCAUGGAGAGAGGAGUCACAAAAGAUGAGGCCAUGGAGCUAGACAUCAAUGGCAGGAAUGGGCUGAUGCUGGCUGUGUCCAAGGGUUUUGUGGACAUCGUCGCCUUGCUUCACACAUGCCCAUUAAUAGACAUCAACCACCAAGAUAAUGAUGGCAACACUGCUGUCAUGAUUGCCGCCCAAGCAGGCUUCAUCACCAUCCUGAACUAUAUCCUUAACUACUACCCUUGUGUGGACACUGAGAUCAGGGACCCCCGUGGGUUCACAGCUCUCAUCAAGGCAGGCCUACAAGGCAGAGAAGAGUGUGUGUCUGCAUUGCUAAUGCAUGGUGCAGAUGUCAAUGCAGUCGAUCUCGUCCAUGGGAAAGGCCUAAAGGACUGGGCCCUUAGGACAGGAAGGUUUGAGACUCUGAAUAGACUGCGUCGCCUGCAAACUCGUCCUAUUGCAGAACAGUUCUGUGAAAGCUACAUUCCUGAGUGGCCUGAGCUAAAGCUACUGGUGGCAAAGGCCACUGCAGCCAAAACAGCAGGUCAGAAGCUGAGGCAGCGCUUAAAAGACAGCCUUAGUUUCAGCUUCCCACAUGACCCCCAAGACAAUGGGGUCAUGGACCACAUGGUGCGGAUGACUACAGGCAUCCACAGCCCCUUGAUAGCUACUGGUUGCCGUCCACUCUGUCCCACCAGUCCCCCAGAGAUUGGCAAGCGACGAUUCGCUGUACCGGAACUGCUUAACAAGCACAGCAGCAAGGAAUUGGAGGAAAGCACAGUGUCUCACAGUAAUGGCUCCAUCACCUCAGCUUCACCUGUGUCAGCAACCUCUGUAUCACUGACCUCUUGCUGCCAAGACUCAGAGCGCAGGCAAAGCUCACCAACAGGUGGCAUGAAAAGCUUCAUGCCCCGCAGCAUGGCACACAGAAACAGCAUCUUCCCCUCAGGCUGCAUUCCCAAAAUUGAAGUUACAAAAUCUGGGGAGCGCACUCCAAAGAAGGAGAAAAAGAAGAAAAGGCAAAAGGGUUACCUGGAACCUCCUGUCUGGAAGUACAAGGAAGCCAAGGAGGAAAAAAAGAGAGAGAAGAAACAGCAAGAAAAGGAAAAAGAGGAACAGAAAAAAUCGAAGGGGUCCAAACGUUCAUGAAGUGAAAACGCCCUUUUUUUGUUUUUAGCAAAACUAUUCUGAAGUGAGCAGCUGACAAGUGAAACACAUGGGUGAACCUUGAUCUGGAAACUGCACUGGCUGGGCAUUUUUUACUUGUGAUGUAUUUUUCAGCAUCUUUGUACAAGCUGAAAAAUUAUGCUAACCAAACAGAAAUUGGUUUUCCAGAGACUGUGGUUUACUGGUUUCCUGUCUGAAAGGGUGGAUUGGUUUUUUGAGGACGCGAGUACACUGACUCCACACACCUGCAGUCAUGUUAUUUUUCUCUAUAAAAGGAUUUUACCCAUCUUCAUCUCAUGAGCAACUUCUCAGUAGCGUGCCAUUGUGGUAUUUAACUGCAAUAUAACCAAAUAGCCCAUAGCCAACAGUGUACAUAAACUGUAUGUGAUCAGAUGCCUUCAGGAAAUGUAUUAAAGUCACAUUUAAUCAAAGACCGUGAAAGGCAAAAAAAAAAAAAAAAAAAAAAAAAUGGGCAUAAAAAGUACUUAGGCUACAAAUUAAAGGAAAAAAUCAGAAAAGGUGUCCUGCUUGAUGGUGAAUGUUCAACACUUUCAGAAAGCUGUUCAACUUGAUUGAGUUCUAAUCCCUGCUAAGGUCAUGGCAUAUUUACUGACCCCUUGUCCUCUAUAGUUUAAAGGACUGUCAUCCUGGACAAGGAGAGAAAUGCUCCAUCAUGGAAUAAUUAUGAUGACUCGGAACACUUUGUAUUGAUUUCUAUCCCACCUUGCCUCUUAGACCUGAAAUAUACUCCCUUACAGACUUGUGCAUGGCAGCUGCAGAAACCAUGAACAAGUAACUGCUCUUAAUAUUUUAUCUCCUAUUCUGCUUGGAGGAAGAAUGCACAGCUUGUGCAGUAGCUAUAUAACAACAAACUGACUACAGACAUUUUUUUUAGUUUAUGCAGUAUGGAAAGCACAAGUGUGAUAUCCAUGGUUCAGUUCCAUUAAGCGUCUCAGUGAGCCAUGACAAGGACCCAGCACGUACUAAAGCACAACCUCCCCUGAGUGGAGGUUUAAUACACUAUUAAUGUCUCCGAAAAGGGUAUACUGGAGGCAUAUGUGAACAUCUGCAAGGACUCUCCCUGAUAAUAAAUCAAAGCAGUCAUUGCAACCUUGCAGAUUCCAAAAGUAUCAAAUGCGUACAGAGACAAGUAACCCCAAGCCAUGCCAGCAAAAUGUAACUGCAAGGACUAAGGGUUCAGGUUUUUCCUUUAAUUUGCCAUCUUUUCCGUGAUUCUUUUGCUCUUUUCUGUGUUUGCUGAGAGCCAUCUAUGAAUCAUGUAGCAUCUACCAGAUGCCUUUGUAUUUUAAACUUCAUCAGAAAUCUCCAAACUGUUUUGCUGUGUCAUGCAAAUGAUGUGUGUGUGAUACUAUAAAAGGAACAGAGCCAUCUCUGAAGCAUCUUCUUUCAUACUGGAAAAAAAAUGCUCAGUGGCAUGCAAAUAGAAAUCUUCAGCCUGCUGCUUCAUAUUGUUUGUUUCAUGGAUUAUUAUUUGAAAACGAGUACUGUUGCUAUUCAGGGAAAUAUAUUCCAUAUUAUUUUCAGGAUAACAAACUGCAUAUUCAGGAACAGAAACCUCUUGUGGACUAUAGCUUAAUUUUGGGAUUUUUUAAAUUAUUCUCUUUAUAGAUAAACUAACUACAAUAAUAAAUAAUAAAUCUCGCAUUUAACUGCAAUAAAUAUCCCAAAUACAGCUAAAUAUGUUUAAUCGUGUUCUCUACAAACUAUAUAUAAUUAGAUACAUUGUGGUGAAAAUUUAGGCAAUCAUUUCUGGGGUCAUUUAAAGUCAAAACAAGAGAUGCAAAAAGCUCAGGUCUUCAACAUCUUUAUAAAGUCUGUAAAACUGAAACUGUGUCCGCAUGUCUGUGUGUGUGUGCUUGUGUGUAUGUGUAAGUUUGGA
This is a messenger RNA of Oreochromis aureus, 3806 nucleotides long. RefSeq names its product ankyrin repeat domain 33Aa (gene ankrd33aa). Gene Ontology annotation, molecular function: protein binding. The transcript is spliced from 5 exons. Bases 554 to 1888 code for a protein of 444 amino acids. The record is from RefSeq and is a predicted model, not a curated record. Lineage: Eukaryota; Metazoa; Chordata; Actinopteri; Cichliformes; Cichlidae.